Messenger RNA from Lampris incognitus (smalleye Pacific opah), 1976 nucleotides. RefSeq names its product SH3-domain GRB2-like 3a (gene sh3gl3a). The record is from RefSeq and is a predicted model, not a curated record. Gene Ontology annotation, cellular component: glutamatergic synapse; presynapse; cytoplasm. Lineage: Eukaryota; Metazoa; Chordata; Actinopteri; Lampriformes; Lampridae. The transcript has 11 exons. Gene Ontology annotation, biological process: endocytosis; synaptic vesicle uncoating. Gene Ontology annotation, molecular function: protein binding. Bases 143 to 1288 code for a protein of 381 amino acids.
CAGUGUUGCGGAUCCGACCAGCCACGCCGCUGUGCUCUUGAUUAUACAUUUUCUUUUUAUUUUCCUCCUUCUUCCCUCCUCUCCCUGUUUGGUAUUCCUGAAGAUUUCUCUUUGGAGGUGAAUCGAAAUCAGAUUUUGAAGGAUGUCUGUGGCCGGGCUGAAGAAACAGUUCCACAAAGCCAGUCAGCUAUUUAGUGAAAAGAUAAGUGGGGCUGAAGGCACAAAGCUGGAUGAAGACUUCAUGGAGAUGGAGAGGAAAAUUGAGGUCACCAACAAGUCCGUAUUUGACGUCUUAUCAAAGACAACAGAAUACCUCCAACCUAACCCAGCCUCCAGAGCCAAGCUGGGCAUGCUCAACACUGUUUCUAAGAUCCGGGGACAGGUGAAAACCACAGGCUACCCCCAGAGCGAAGGCCUUCUGGGAGACUGCAUGCUCCGCUACGGUCAUGAGUUGGGAGAGGACUCCGUCUUUGGGUGUGCACUGGUGGAUAUGGGUGAGUCCAUGAGGCAGAUGGCUGAAGUUAAGGACUCCCUGGACAUAAACGUGAAACAGAACUUCAUUGACCCCCUGCAGACUCUACAGGACAAGGAUCUCAAAGAGAUUAUGCACCACCUGAAGAAACUGGAGGGCCGCCGAUUAGACUUUGAUUACAAGAAAAAGCGGCAGGGGAAGAUUCCAGACGAGGAGAUCCGCCAGGCCGUGGAGAAGUUCGACGAGAGCAAGGACCUGGCCGAGAGGAGCAUGUUCAACUUCCUGGAAAAUGAUGUGGAACAGGUGACCCAGCUGUCGGCACUGAUUGAAGCAGCAGUAGAUUACCAUCGGCAGUCCUCUGAAAUUUUAGAGGAUCUCAGUGCCAAGUUGCAAAAGAGGAUAGCUACAGCCAGCAGCCGCCCCAAACGAGAGUUCCAACACAAGUCCAUCAUGAGCAGCAUCGAGGCUAUCGACAGUCAGCACAACGGAUUCUCUCAUACCUCCUCCCUCAAAUUGUCAGAUAUCCAGCUCAACCCCACAGUCAAUGGGAAAAUCGAUCACUUUAGCUCUGUUCCUCUGUCUUGGCCAGAAAACUCAACUACAAAUGGAGAUAGCCACCAGUUGCCGGAUCAGCCGUGCUGCCGCUCCCUCUAUGACUUUGAGCCAGAGAACGAGGGUGAGCUUGGCUUUAAGGAGGGAGACAUCAUCAUCCUCACAAACCAGAUUGAUGAGAACUGGUAUGAGGGCAUGAUCCAUGGCGAGUCUGGCUUCUUUCCCAUCAACUACGUGGAGGUCAUUGUCCCCCUACCCCAGUGAGACCAGCAGAAACUCUGGGGUCUGGUCCUAUAAGACUCCAGUACUUUCAUAGACUCCACACUAAAAGCACACAGCCUCCAACCUUCGGUCUUGCAACUUGGCUCAGUCCUGGAUAUUUGAGGCCUGCUCGACCUCAAGCUGAAAAAACAUCACCCUGGAUUUUAACCGAGCCAGAGAGGUAGUAGCUUUAGGCUCAAUGUGUCAGCUAUCACGUCAUUUAUCAAUGAUAUGUAUGGACUGACACAAACUGAAGCCCAUGCCAUGAAGUGAGAAUUCACUGGCUGCAGCCCACUAGGACUGGUCUGAAAAUGUCAAUCAAAACUCUUCAUUCCAGCCUCUCAUGGCUCUUCAAACACAAAGUCAGGUCCUUCUAUAAGGUUAUAACUUCAUUCUUUUUCUCCAAAACUCCUCUGCCUGAGCCUUCACCACCUUGUCAUCUACUGGGUCUAACACUUACCUUGAAGUGCAUUGCUGGACAUAAUGAGUGCAUUAUAACCAUAUUAACAGGAUAUUUGCGUUGACCUUACAUUAUGGUCCAACUGGAACCUUAACAUGCCUUUCAAUGUGGCAUAGCACACAUUACAAUACAUUUGAUAUUCUAAAAUCUUUUGAAGCUAUUCAGUUAAUAGAGAAUGUGUUGUGUAUUGUAUGCCAUCACUUGUUUUUUUUUUUAAAAUAUAUAUAUAAA